This is a messenger RNA of Guillardia theta CCMP2712, 2040 nucleotides long. RefSeq lists its product as hypothetical. The coding region runs from base 1 to 2040 and encodes 679 amino acids. The transcript is spliced from 9 exons. The record is from RefSeq and is a predicted model, not a curated record. Lineage: Eukaryota; Cryptophyceae; Pyrenomonadales; Geminigeraceae. Gene Ontology annotation, molecular function: protein dimerization activity; DNA binding.
AUGUUGACAAUCAAGGGAGCAGGGCUCGGGCUCGGAGGGCCGACGGGAGGGGCGCGGGGGGCCAGGACGGCGUGCGAGGCGACGGAGUGGGAGUCGGACACGUCGGCGCGGUGUCUGACGGGGUGGGGCUGGGGAGGGACGGGGAGCGGGCGGGCGACGGUGACGGUAGCAGGGAGGGCAGGGAGCGCGACGGAGGCGUACUCGACCGACGCGGCAAGGGCAAGCUCGCUUGUACGGGCGAACGCGGGGGCGACGGGGUCGUCGAGCGUGACGAUAGCCGGGGCAGGGCUCGGGCUCGGAGGGCCGACGGGAGGGGCGCGGGGGGCCGGGACGGCGUGCGAUAUGAAGGAUCGUUGUGGCUGUCAGAAACAAGUCUUGUCUGUCAUGUUUUCUCAGGGAAUCAAUUUUGGUAAACAAGACAUCACCUCAACCUAUCAGAUUGGUCAAUCAAGUUGUGCAAGUGUGCAGUGGACCUCAGACACCUCAAUUGUUUGCACAACCACGGAGAAUGUUACGUCAUGGUGGUGCAAUGAUUGUGUGGCUGGGAAGUACACGGAGUACAUAGACUCUCAGAGUUCCGCAUUCAAUUGCGUAGAUUGCCCGGCACUUUCAACCUCAGCGCUGCGAUCAACCUACUGCUGCGUUUAUUGUCAGAAUGGCACAUGUGACCAGUUGAGUCUGGCGGAAGCAUAUUCCCUGCCUAACGCCUCGUGCGUACCCACAACUCCCACAAACCACAUUCGAGGGGGAGUGCCAUUCGCGUCUAGCUCCUCAGCAGCAGGAUGCUCGUUCAGUGGGCAAGACAUCGGUGGGCAGUACGAAGGCGCAUUGUGCUAUUCGAACAUCAAUGACGGGGUCUAUGGCAGCGGAAGCCAAUGGAAAUCGAAUGCUGAUGACAAUGCAUCGUUUGUGGGGGUUGUGUUCAAUUCAACUCAGAGAGUGAAGUAUGUUUCCAUCGUGGCGUCGUUAACAUCCGAUUACAACUGCACACUAGGUGCAGUGUGGCAACUACAGUAUCUUCCUCUGAAUUACUCCAACGCUAAACCUGAAUAUGGGUCUGCAUACUGGUUCAAUGUUGGAAAUUUCAGCCUGACAACGUGGGGAAGGAACAUAUUUGAGAUAAAUGGAACAAUCCUUGCAAAUGCAAUUCGGCUAUAUUCAACGGCACCUGCCAGCAGUUGCUUAGAUGAACUAGAAACGUUCAGCGAUGGCGACACCAUUCCGAGCGUGAAUACGACAUGCCAGGAAGUUCUUGAUACCAGCUACGGAUCAGAGGGGACGAUCCAAGACGAGGAGACCCGCAUGAAGGUCUUCGAACAGCGCAAACUUGAUCUUAUCCGACGAGCCAUCGAGCUUGUACAUACCUGUGACUGUGAAAUACAAAUGUUCAUAUACAGCAAGUCUCUCAAGAACGGGGACGAACCAAAAGGAUCCUUGACGCAGUACUCCUCUUCAGACGUUGAUCUCUUGCUAGCAAACUUCCUGGACGAGGAGCGUGUUGAAAUUCUGACCGAUCAGGAAUAUGAUAAGUUGAACGCUUUGCAACAGAGCGAUGCGGAUGCGACUCAAGCAAGUGAAGGUUGUAGGCAGGAGACGGUCACUGCGGAUGUUCAAGCUGUGGCAGAUAGGGCUCCAAGCACAGAAGUACAGGCAACGAGCAAUGCCGCUCGGAAGCCAAUCAUGUUGGUAGCCGGGGGAGGAUGUCUGUCAGGGGCCAAAGCGCCUCCUCGUGAUGUGCCUCCUCGCACGCACACGAACGAGCACGGUUUGCCUCCUAGAGAGAUGCCUCAUGCAGUCAAGAGAGACUUGCAUGCUAGUGAUAAUGAAACGAACUUGAACGAGGUCACUGAAGGUUCCUACAACCCUGCGAUUGAAUUCGUCCUCAUUUUCUGCAAGAUGGAAACAGGUCUGGAAACACUAAAGGAAACAGGUCUGGAAACACUAAAGGAAACAGCGAAUGAUGCAGACUUGGACAACGCAGCAGAAAGUAGCACACUAGGUAACAGCGAAUCCUGGAUGCUGAUGGUAGAAGAGCCUUGA